Oryctolagus cuniculus (rabbit) is the source of this 5373-nucleotide messenger RNA. The record is from RefSeq and is a predicted model, not a curated record. Lineage: Eukaryota; Metazoa; Chordata; Mammalia; Lagomorpha; Leporidae.
CAUGGUGAGGACACACAACCUCUGCAUCUUAACAAUAACUCACCCUCACCCCAGAGCCCUGUGAAACCCGGUCCAAAGCUGACUCCUGCUCCCUCACCCCUUCGUCUAGCCAGUGCCCUGCUACCGCCUUCUCGGUUCUGACACCCUCCCGCGUCCCCGCGGCACAGAGGUCGCUCUUCGUGAACUUAACUGUGAGGAACGCUGCUGACACAAAGCGCUUAGCGGUCACUGUGAUGUGCGAAGUAGACAUUGCACACCUCCAGGGGAAAGAAAUGAACUUACAGCUGCACUAUGAGCAAUAACUAAAGUGACACUUAUUUGUUUGAAUUUCUUGUCCUGGAAGCUGUGUGUCACUACCAUGAGGCUUGUAAUUCUUGAAAAUUAUGACUUGGCUAGUGAAUGGGCAGCCAAAUACAUCUGUAAUCGGAUCAUUCAGUUCAAACCUGGGCAGGACAGAUACUUUACAUUGGGUUUACCAACAGGGAGUACACCUUUAGGAUGCUAUAAAAAGCUAAUAGAAUAUCACAAAAAUGGAGACCUUUCUUUUAAAUAUGUGAAGACCUUUAAUAUGGAUGAAUAUGUAGGACUUCCAAGAAACCAUCCUGAAAGCUACCAUUCGUACAUGUGGAAUAAUUUUUUUAAGCAUAUUGAUAUUGAUCCUAAGAAUGCUCAUAUCCUUGAUGGGAAUGCUACGGAUUUACAAGCAGAAUGUGAUGCAUUUGAAAUGAAAAUUAAAGAAGCUGGAGGAAUAGAUCUUUUUGUCGGAGGAAUUGGUCCAGAUGGUCAUAUUGCUUUCAAUGAGCCAGGAUCCAGUUUAGUAUCAAGGACAAGAUUAAAGACUUUAGCAAUGGACACUAUUUUGGCAAAUGCUAAAUAUUUUGAUGGAGAUUUAUCAAAAGUGCCAACUAUGGCUCUAACUGUUGGUGUGGGGACAGUGAUGGAUGCUAGAGAAGUAAUGAUCCUCAUAACAGGCGCACACAAAGCAUUUGCCCUGUACAAAGCAAUAGAAGAGGGAGUCAAUCAUAUGUGGACUGUUUCAGCUUUCCAGCAACACCCUCGAACUAUUUUUGUAUGUGAUGAAGAUGCUACAUUAGAAUUAAGAGUUAAAACUGUGAAAUACUUUAAAGGUCUAAUGCAUGUGCACAAUAAACUUGUGGAUCCACUACACAGUAUGAAAGAAGGAGAUUGAAGGAGAUUGAAGCAAAAGUCUGCUUGAAUGAACAGAACACUUUAAGUAGUAGAUGAAUUUUCAGCUAUGCAAUAUGAUAAAGCAUGGGGAAUUCAGAAAAUUGCCUUUUUAAAUAAGUCCAACACGUAUGUUAAACAUUCCAUAUUUAGAAUUAGUGUCUGUUUUACACUAGGGUUUAGGAGUAGUUGGCUUACACAAUUGACUAUUAAUUAUGAAGUACAGAAGCCACAUCACCACCUAUAAAACAGCGUAAAAAUGAAAUUUCUGCCUGUUUAAAAUCAUUUUAAAGGUAAAGAUGUGCACAUAAGAUACCAAUUGUGACAGGACUCCAGCGGCAAUCACAGAUUUUUAAUUACAAGAUUACACUCCAAGCCUUUCAAGUAUCAACCAUCACCACAAACCUUUCCUUUUAGAAUGCUAUCCUUGUAUUUCCUGUGCAUUAUAUACAUGCUUUUCUGCACGUGGUUGCCUUACAUAUCUUCCUGCAGUAGCAUUUGGACAUCAACCGUCCUGCUGUUAUUUGUAAAGGAAAUAAGAAGAGAUGACAGUGCCUAAAAGUACAGUUUACAUCCUUUUGAACAUAUGUGUAAGUGCAUGUUUUUGUGCACCUUCUUCUAUAGCACUUUUUUAUAAAUACGCUGUGAUUUUUAUUUAAUGGCUUGGGUUCAUGCCCUUACUUUAAGAAUCUUGGCAGUUAAGAGCUUUAUAUCUAGAUAGCAACAUAUGUAAGAAAACUCUUUUAAAAAGACUAUUUUCUGAUUGUUGUUAUACUUCAUAAAUGAUUAGCUUUAUUUCUUAUAUAUCAAAUGCCUAAAAGAAUAAUAUGAAAUUAAAUUGUAAACUAUUUUAGAUUGCCAUAACUUGCAUAAUGAAAGUGCAAAUAAAAUUCUAUUGUUUUCUAUCUUUAUCUCAAAUAAAGCUUAUAGCAAACAAAUAAGUUAUCUAAAUUUCAUUUCCAGAAGUGAAAUUAACACUUGCAUUUGAGAGAAUUCAAAAAUUAGUACCUGUAAGCCUGCAUUUACUUGUGGUUUGCCAUUAGGAACAGUAUCUCUGCCUGUCAUUUGUCAGUGUUAAUUCCAUGGCCAGUAAAAGCAAUGCACUCUUGCCUUUGUAUUAUUUUAUUUUGUAUUUAUAAGCCUGCCUGGUAGAAGAACCAUUAUAUAUAAUCUAAAUACUUUAUUGUGAUUAUAAUGUACUUCAGUUAAGCUUAAAAUAUUAAUAAAAAAUGAAAUACAAAUAAAACAAGGGUAAAUAUGCUGCUUUAAUUCCAGAUGAUGACAUUUUAAUAGCCUUAUAAAUAGAUUUUAAAUUCCUUAGGAGUGUCAGGUCUUUAGCCAUUUGGACACUUGCAUCCCAUAUCCAAGUGCCUGGGUUCAGUUCCAGACUUGACUUUGGAUUCCAGCUUCCCAUUAACGUGCACCAUUGGUGCAGCAGGUAUGGCUUAGUUGGGCCUCUGCUAUCCAUGUGGGAGACUCCAAUUCAGUUCUCAGCUCUUGGAUUGGCCUGGCGCCAUCUCAGCUAUUACGGGCAUUGAGAAAUGGACCAGCAGAUGGGAGAAUGACUGUCUGCCUUUCAUAUAAAUAAAAUAAAGAUAAAAUAGAUGAGUAAUGAAUUGGUAACAUCUUCCUCUCCCACUUCUGGUAAUAGUAACAAAUUGUUACAUCAAAUUACCCUACCUUAGAAGGUCAUAUGUAUGGCAUAAUAGUGAAAAAGUUAAAAAUACAUGUUUUAGUGCAUAGUUCACCAAUUAUUUUGUGAUUUAAAGGCACCAGUUCAAGUCCUGGCUGUUCCACUUUGAUCGCACUCCAUACUAAUGUAUUUGGGAAGCAGUGGAAGAUGGCCCAAGUACCUGGGACCCUGCACCCACAUGGGAGAAAUUUAAGAAGCUCCUGGGCCAAGCUCCCACUGUUAGAGCCAUUUGGGGAGUGAACCAGUGGAUAGAAGGUCUCUCUGUAAACUCUGCCUUUCAAAUAAAUACAUAUUUUCCAAAAAGAAGCUAUUGUUUGAAUCCCAGCUGUCAAUAACUGUGAACUUACGCAGUAAGUCAGUCUUGUCAUCUUCCCCUCAGUUAUUAAGAGUAAAUAAGGGAAGCCAGUAGCUCUGGUGGCUACUUUAUCAUUGCUUAAACAUGUUUUAAAAAAUGUGUGGGUACAUUUUUAAAUGCUUUUUCAAAAAUAUAUUGUUUUGGAGCCAGAGCUGUGAUGUAGCGGGAAGAGCCGCCACCUGCAGUGCUGGCAUCCCAUAUAGGCACCAGUUCAAGUUCCGGCUGCUCCACUUCUGAUCCAGCUCUCUGCUAUGGCCUGGGAAAGCAGUGGAAGAUGGCGCAUGUCCUUGGGCCCUUGCACCCAUGUGGAAAGACCCCGAGGAAGCUCCAGGCUUCAGAUCCACGCAGCUCUGGCUGCUGAGGCCAAUCGGGAAGUGAGUGAACCAGUGGGUGGAAGAUCUCACUCUCUCUCUGCUUCUCUGUGUAACUGUGUGUCAAAUCAAUCAAUCAAUCCCCAAAAAGAGUAUUGUUUUUAAAAUGAAAUUUGAGUUGCAGAAACAAAGAGCUCACACCCACUGGUUCACUCCCCAACUGCCUGAAAUGGGUGGAGGGGAGGUGACUGAAGCUGGGAACUGGGAACUCAGUCCCUGUUUCCCAUGUGUGUGUCAGUAACUCAAUCACAUAAGCCACUACCCAAAUGCCUCCCAGGGUCUAUAAGCGAGACGCUGGAGUCUGGAAUGGAGCAGAGUUUCAGACCCAGAUAUUUCAACAUGGGACACAGGCAUCUUAAGACAUGUACUAGACCAAAAGGCUGCCCCUAAACAUUUUCAUGUUUGUUAAAAUCUUACUAAUGAUUAGGUUUUCUGGGGAAAACAUUUAGAAGACACACAACUCUAAACUGAAAUCAUCUGAUUGGAAAAGUGGCCUGGAGAGGAAAGUUAAGUUUAUGCUAAGAUCUGGAAAAUGGUUUUUUUGUACUAUUGGUACAAAUAAGACUUUUCUAAAGAGUCACAGACUAAAGGAUAAAAUUUGUCUGAAUUUAAAAUAUACAAAGACUAAGUACCAUAUACCUAUUCCAUAUUAUGUGACAGGUACCAACUUGAAACUUUCCCUGGACAGAAAUUUUGCCUAGGGAAUUACACUGCCAUUAUUUAAAAUACUAUUGUCAUAGAGUUCCAUAUUUGUGUUCUCUAAGCUACAAGGAAGAAGGUACAUGAGCUGAUUAACUUACACAACUAGACUAAAUUAAAGAAUAACCUCUACAUAUAAUUUUAGGCACAUCCCCACUGUCUUAACAUUUUAAAAUCUCUUAACAAUCUUAGUAUAAUUCAGUUACUGCUAUUCUUAAUCCUAAAAGAUUCAAUGUAGAAGCCAAAAAAAUUAAUAGCUAAAUUAUUUUAUCUUGUUACAAUACAAUCUGUAUUCUGGUUUGUGCACUGAGUAAACAUAGGAUUUAAGAGCUUAGAAGUUAAUAGAGCCAUUUAUAGGUUGUGUGAUCCUUGGUAGGUUAUUUACCUAAAAGCUCAGUCUUUUCCAUUAUGAAAUUUAUAUAACUAAGCUGUCUUUAGUUACAGUGUUGCUAGUACCAACCACUUUAACUAGAUGGACUAAUUAAGUAUGAGACCUUUCAGUAUCAGUAAUAAAAAAAUACAUGAAGACAAAAAGUUAUAAUUCACUGAGUGCUUAAUAUGCGUCAUGUACCCUUCUGAAUCAUUUGAAAUGUGUUGUCUCACCAAACCUUCAUUAAGAACCUAUGGAAGCAGCAGUGGUAUAAUCCUGAUUUUACUAAAGAAACAAAAGUGAGUUAUGUGGCCAAGGUCACCUUACUAGUGAGUUAAUGAACACAAAUUUGAGACUACACAAUUUGGCUUCAGGAUCCUAGCUCUUAUCCACUCACCAUUCCCUUUCAAAGAAAUGCACUAAAGUUAUUUAAAUCUGGGAACUCUGAAAGUAACAAGAAAGUUUUACAGUUUUCAUUAUUAUUGUCAAAAUAAGUUACAAUAAAAAGUAAAGUUUUUAAUUUAUGAAAAUUCUUUUAUUUUUUUCCACCAAUUACUUAUCAGGUUGUGUUUUCAGAACUUUUAUAAAAGCAUCUUUUGGAACUUCAAUGUUGCCAAUUUUCCUCAGUUUCUUCUUUCCUUCUGCUUGUCUCCUCAAAAGUUUCAUUUUUCGGGUAAUAUCACCACCAUACUGAAAAAUA